AAGCACAACGAUAGACAGAAUUAAACAGCGGUAUGGUUCUAAACUUUCUUUGCUCUGAAAGGCGUCAAGAACAUGGUUUUAAUCAGAUUAAACAAGAUUCUUAAUCACCAGGGUUAAAACAAAGCAUUAUUGCUCUAAAGAGAGAGUUCUUGUGAUUCUUCUGGCAGUAGUGCUGGGAUGAUGAAAGCCAAGUGUGUGUAAUCGACAGGUAACCAGGAGCCAGUGAAUCAUUACCAUUCACAUACCAAACACAGGGAAAACAGUGUCUAAUAAAGUCACAUGAAAACCUGAACAAAUUGUGUGAAAUUCCCUCUAAUGCAUUUGAGGCAAGAAAACAGCCCUCACAUUAAAGUGUUGUCAGCAGGCAUUUAUUGAGCAGUAGACAGCACUAGCAGACAGUCCUCAGACCCGGUGGUUCACAGACCAACAUGAACACGAUUUUCUUCAUCGGCCAAAUCAUCGGCAUCGUCCCCAUCUCUGCCGUCCUGCUCUUCCUCCUUGCCAAGCUGGUUUGCCACCGAAGCCAUGUGCAGGACUGGUACGGCUAUGCUGUGCUGAUAACAGGCUGCGACAGUGGCUUUGGACACCAGCUGGCUCAAUGUUUGGACCGCAAAGGGUUUGUGGUCUUUGCUGGGUGUUUGUUUCCAGAAGGAGACGGUGCUCAGCGCCUGGCCAGACAGAGCUCCAGUAAUCUGAAAAUCCUCAAACUGGACGUCACCAGUGAUGAAGACGUGCAGCAGGCGAAGAAGACGGUUCAGGAGAAUCUGCCAGUGAAAGGCCUGUGGGCAGUUGUGAACAACGCUGGCAUAUCCGACUGGGCCGAGAUCGAAUGGAGCACUUUUGCAGAUUUCCGCAACAUGAUCGACAUCAACCUGUUUGGCUGCAUCAGGACCUCUAUUGCAUUUCUACCUUUGCUUCGUGCCACUAAAGAAGCCCAACAGUUCCCACCAAGAGCAAGCACUAGGAGGGGGUGGGAGGUGGCCGGGGAGGCAGCGACACAAUGGCCUCAACUCUUUGUCAGCGGUCUCAGUGUUGUCCACAGGGCUGAACCCCAAAUGACCAUGUACUGGAUGAUCCUGAUCCCACUUCCACAUUUGGCCUAA
Micropterus dolomieu (smallmouth bass) is the source of this 1103-nucleotide messenger RNA. RefSeq names its product D-beta-hydroxybutyrate dehydrogenase, mitochondrial-like. NCBI's taxonomy places the organism in Eukaryota, Metazoa, Chordata, Actinopteri, Centrarchiformes, Centrarchidae. The record is from RefSeq and is a predicted model, not a curated record. The coding region runs from base 429 to 1103 and encodes 224 amino acids. The transcript is spliced from 4 exons.